AUGUCUCGAUUCUCAGGGGGCUUGGGAGGAGCUUCGGGUGCUCGGAAUUGUGGGGAUCGUUUAGUAGUGUGCACCGAACCGAUAAUUUACUACUACAUCUAUCACGCCAUACCACCAUCCAAAGAUCCCUUUUGGACAGCCUGCCAAUCCUGCUGCUACGUGCACCAAUACUCUAGGGAGUACCUAAACCAGACCAUCCGCUGCCCUAAUUGCCGCCAAGGGUUCCGAGCCACCAAGCUCGCAGCUUCUCCCCCGGUCGUUCCAGGCACCGACAUGUACUACUGCUCAUGGGGCUUCUUUCCUCUUGGAUUUCCUGGUGCUCCGGAUAUCUUCGCCAAAGGAGAUCUCAAUGCAGAGUGGAAACCGUUCUUUCCAAUGUCCUCCUGUUCACGAAUGAGCGAACCACUGAGAACUUCCAAUCAUCAGCAGCAAGAUAUGGCACGCUCAUCGUCGAAUCCACAUGGCAAGCCACAGAAUAACGGGAACAAUGAGAACCUGGUGGAGCCAGAGUCGAUGCGGUCUGGUAUGAGGAGUAAGAAGAUGGCGGUGAAAAAAGUCGGACGUCCAAGGAAGUAUCAUUUGGCUAGUGGGAACCAUGGGAAAAGUAGUGCAAGUGUUGAAUUGCCUAAAGUUCCUGAGCCAUGGCCAGUCAGUGAGGCAAUGCCUAUAAACGUUGGAGGAGUCCAAGGUAGAGAUAUAAAUAUCAAUCAAGAAAUUAAGACUGGUUCUGAGGAUGGAGUCCAUGCAGUUGAUGAUUAUACUAUUAACUUUCAUAUAGAUGUUAAUGCUACUGAUGAAAUUCUAGACAACCUUCAGAAUCUUCCCUUCCUGAGGGAUGAAGAGCUGCAUCUGCGUAUGCCUUAGUGUACUAGUUUUUCAGUUCAAGGUGACAAAUGAUCACUUGUAAUGCCGCUGUAUUUUGAUUGGCCAGCAUUGUUGUAUUGGAAUCCUGACCACCAUUGUUUUAGUUAUCUUUAUCAGUUCGUAAUCCUUGUAACUUUAUAAGGACUGCUUAAUGGGGAUUUGACUUCCUGAACUCUGAUUGCAUGGAAAGUGUUUUGUAACUUCUGCUAUUUGUGAAGGAAGAUUUCUGCGAAA
This is a messenger RNA of Zingiber officinale, 1098 nucleotides long. RefSeq lists its product as uncharacterized. The transcript has 2 exons. The coding region runs from base 1 to 864 and encodes 287 amino acids. Lineage: Eukaryota; Viridiplantae; Streptophyta; Magnoliopsida; Zingiberales; Zingiberaceae. The record is from RefSeq and is a predicted model, not a curated record.